Saccharomyces cerevisiae S288C is the source of this 1506-nucleotide messenger RNA. It is a transcript of the gene NBA1, whose product is annotated as Nba1p. NCBI's taxonomy places the organism in Eukaryota, Fungi, Ascomycota, Saccharomycetes, Saccharomycetales, Saccharomycetaceae. The coding region runs from base 1 to 1506 and encodes 501 amino acids. Gene Ontology annotation, cellular component: cellular bud neck; cytoplasm. The transcript has a single exon. The record is from RefSeq and is marked reviewed.
AUGUCAGAAGAGAGGGAAGAAAACGGGAUAUCUAGGGCUACGCUGAAUACGCAGCGACUUUCAGCAAUGAUCGAUUCACUGAACAAUGAGAAAGAUGACAGGCUCUUUCCAUCUCCCACAACUACCAGGACAAUGAUCACAGAGGAAAAGGCGGAUCAAAGUGAUGUCUUUAAACCACCAUCGAGAUUGUUGAGAUCACCUGCUGGUGACGUUUCGCUGCCACCUGGUGAUAACAGAUCAAGUAUGAUUUCCAACUACUCUGGAAUUAUUCAAGAAGGCGUUGAAGUAUCAUAUGUGGUCAAAAACCGGCAACAGACCCAAGAACGGCGCACAAGUAAGGAUUCCAAUAGUUUGUACUCCUUGAAAGAGCCCGUGAGCAAGAACGAGUUACCGUCGUUGCCCAUGUUGCCUUCAGAAGCGACAUUGACAAAACAUCUAAGUGAUAACCAAAGCACAAAAUCGAAUACCAAUGCAGACGAAAUUGUCAUUAAACCAGUUACUAAUGCCAAACCUGUGGGAAGGUUUAACUCUAACACUUCAAAAAAAGUAGAGGGUCGUGGCUCACUGAAACUGUUAUCUAGUCCUCUACGUCAGGAAAAAGUUAUGCGUUCCUCUAUAGGAUCAGGUAAUUUGGCCAGCGAGAGCGGAUCUUCCACUUAUAAUACCAAAUUCCAUCAAUCUAUUCAAGAGCAGCUCGAAGAAGAAGAGGAAGGAAAUGUUAGCGAUAAGCUUUCAAUUGUUUCCAGUGUCAUACCCGAGUUGUAUACAACCACCAACGAAGCACCCAAAGCGAUAAACCCAAUACGUUCUGAAACCAAUGACUACAAUCCAACUAUUCCGCCCAGAAGUAAGGACCGUCCUAGGUCAAGGUUGUUCAUCGAAGAAGGUGAUGGCGAGGGGGAUCUUUUAACCGAAGAAAUAUUACCAACGCCGGUCCAACCUGGUGGCCACUAUAAGAACUCAUCUCAGAUUUCCACAGUUAGUGAACAAAAAUCGGAAUCUUACUAUUCUGCGGCAACGAGUAUGCCUCCAGAGGAAGAGACUUACUUGACAAGACCAUUGCCCAGCACACCCAAUGAGGAUAGCAGAGUUACAUCGAAUUUGAAACGUGACGACACAUUGAAGGCUAUUCAUGAUAGGGCAAAUCAUACCUCUACUUCGACAAACAAACAAGAUGAUGACAUGUACGAGGACAUCAUUGAGGAAACGCCCAAGAAAACUAAACUCAAGAAGGAUACGAAAAAAAAGCUCAAUAAAAAAAAAUCUGUGAAGGAAUUGCGAUCCUUUGAUAUCGACACACUAAAUCAACUGUUGAGUGUGACAAAGGGAACCUUAAUCGGGUCUGAAUUUGCGCAACUGGGGAUGAAAAUUGAGGAGAAACGUGCCCUGGAGAGACUAGUAGACUCUUUGUCCAGGUUAACAGCAGACAUGGUUCUUGAUCCGGACCGCUAUGAAGAAGGACUGAAAAGAUUAGACAAAGCUACAAAGGCUCUUGAAGGGUUUUGA